This is a messenger RNA of Vespula vulgaris, 3499 nucleotides long. Its product is annotated as MATH and LRR domain-containing protein PFE0570w-like. The record is from RefSeq and is a predicted model, not a curated record. The coding region runs from base 293 to 2647 and encodes 784 amino acids. Lineage: Eukaryota; Metazoa; Arthropoda; Insecta; Hymenoptera; Vespidae. The transcript has 9 exons.
GGUCAUGCGUUCUUUUCUGUUACUAAGCAACGUGAUGACGCAUUUAUAGUACAGUCAACCUUAAGUAAAAAGAACAAAGAUUUUACUUUUUCUUUACCUGAAGCAAAAUUAUCCCAAAUAUGACUGAACAUUUUCGAACAAAACCUUAAAUAUUUAUCAAGACUACCAUAGUGCUGAAAUUUAUAAUUUACAAUGGAUAAAGCAUAAUUUAAUUAUUUUAUCUCAUAUUAUUUUAAAGUUUAGACUUUGAAACAGUGUUUACUUGAAGUUGAUUAUAUCUUUUAAUAAAAAAAUGAUACGAUUUCACAAUAGCGAAAUAAAUCUCAAAAGCAGUGUGUAUAACCUGGCUGGAGAAAAUUAUUUUGAACAGUUAUCUGCAUACAACUCUAUGCGAUUUCACAUACGUCGAAUUUUAUUAGCAAAAAGUGUUGUGGAUUCUAGAAAUAAAAAAUAUAUAAAUAACAAGAAAAGACAGUUAAAAGUACAACUUUCCAGGAGAUACAGUUUAGAUAAUUUAAUUGAUCAAUUGGCUUUUGAUACCAAGCAUCAUCCUGUGGAUAUGCUUCGGAUGAAUUUAGAUAAAUAUUCUUCAUAUUGUGUAGAAGAGGAAAAUAGUGAUAUAUAUCCAUGUAAUAUAGACAAUAUAGAUUUUCAAGAAAUGAAAAUGCAAGCUACUGAUACUGAGAGUAAUGAUCAAAAUACUUACCAAAAUCAUUCAAUAUCCAAAUCAAAAAAAAUAUCACAAGAUCAACAAAAAACUAAUGGAAAAAAGCAUAUCAAAGAUUCAAGUUCAAAAAAACAUAGACAACAUUUUCAAUGCAUCAUUCAGAGAAAAUGUAGGUGUGAUGAAAAACCAAUUUAUAUUACUUGUGGAAAUCCUUUUAACUCACCCGUAAAUCUACAUCAUUCUGAUUCUGACACAAGUUCUAAUUCUGUUAUACAUGAAGACCAUGCUUCUUCAUCAUUAUCAAGUCCAAUACAAAUUUAUACAUGUAAACGUGCAGACAUCCAAGCAAAAGAGGAUGCAAGAUAUACUAAAUUUGCUUAUGAGAUUACCAAAGAAAUUAUUAAAAGCGGUAUAUAUACCGAUAAAGAACUGAAUGAAAUAUUUAAAAAACAUUUAAAACGAUAUAGAAAUACACUUGAUCUGCAUAGAAUGUUAAAAGAAAUAUAUCAAUUGAAAAUUUUUUUAAAUAUAUCAGAAGAAUCUGAUGAAUCAGAUAAUGAUAAUAUAGAAUUACUUAAUACAAAUGAAAUACGGCAACAUGAAAUCAGACCACCAACACCACCAAAGGUACUAGAUGAGAACAAAGUAAUAGGAAAGUUAUUAUCCUAUCAAAAAUUAAUGGAAAUUCAAUGCAAUAAAGAACCAAGACAGAGAAAAUCAGUUAUUUUGAUUGAUGCAAAUCCAGAACUCCUUAUAACAGAACGUGAUGUGCUUACAUCAUUAUUAGAAGUUGGUAUAGAUCCUAAACAAGCAGAAAAUAUUUGUAAAAGUUUACAUCAGAAGAGCAUGGAAACUAUUCUUGACAAUAUGGCAGAAUUAAAUAUAGAAACACUUCCUAAUAAAUCAGAUGCGAAUCUUCAAACAGAAAGUACAAAUUGUGCGGAAAACUGUAAUGAAGAUUUUACUAACAAAGAGAUUUUGGUAGAAGUGAAUAAUAAGAGUUCAACCACUGAUGAUCUUUCAUCAAAACAAGAUGAAAUAAUCCAAACACUGCGAAGCCCAGUAACUCUACUCAAUGAUAAUUAUACAGAGCCAAUGUGCUCGACAUUUUCGCGAUUACACCAAGAAGAGCACUUGCCAUCGAAUGUUGCGGAUGAGGUCACUCAAACUGAAGUACAAAUAAAUGUUGGUUCAAGAAAAAAUAUAAACAAAUCAGGAGUACACAUAACAGAAAUAUAUGAAGAAAAGAAAAGAAUUAUAAAUGAAAAUAUGCAGGUUCCAAGUAUUGCUCAAACUGAUAUCCUUGCGUGGAGUCGUGAAAAAUUAGCUGAAAUCAAAGCCAAUACAUCAAAUGAUAUUGAAAUACCGGUAGAAAAAAAUGAUUACGAAUAUCGAAUACCAAUAACUAAAUCAACAGAAGAACUUCUUUCAAAUAAUAAAGGAAAGAAAAAUACAAAAAAUCCUCACAUAAAUGAACAGGCAAAGCUAACAAAUCCAACGAAAAAAUUUAAGAAAGAAACAAAUCCAUCAAAACCUGUUGAAAAUCCAAAAGCUGUUGAUAAUAAGCCAAUAAAACGUAAUUUUAACAGAUCAACAAAAGGUGUAUCGCAAAAAAGGAACCCAGAAUCAAAUAAAUCAGUACCAAAUCCAAACAAGACAAAGAAUACUAAAGGAAAAGAAAAGAUUAAUGAAUCGAUUCAAAAGGUAUCGACAAGUACUUGUAUUUCAAGUACUUGUGGUAUCUGUAUUACAAAAUUGAAUAUGCAUAGAAGAGAAAAUUCUAAAUGUAUUACUAACGACGAGAAAUUUGAAAACAACAUAAUACAACAAGAAAAUGAAGAGGAACAAGAUGAAAUAAAGAUGAAUGAAUCAGAAUUAAAUAAAUACGAAUCAGUAGUCAACGAAAAAAUACAAACUUCUUUAAAUCAAACUAAGAAGAAUAACAAAAAAAAAAUUAUAAACGUAAAUGAUGUAACAUAAAAUAAAAACAUCCUUAUAAGUUGCAAUGUGUAUAAUAUAGUCUAUAUAUACUUUACGCUCUAUUUUUUUUAUAUUUUUAUAAAAGUUAAGGAUCAUUUAAUAUUUACAAAAGAUACACUUACACUGCAUACACAUUUAUUCUUUUAUUCGUAAGUGUAGUAUUACAGAGAUUCUCAUUAUUUCGAGAAUAUCAUGUGAAACUUGUUUUCCUUUUUUUUCCUUUCUUUUUAAUAAGAAUAAAAUAUACAGUAAAAAAUAUAUGUCUCGUUUGUGUAUAUACAUACACAUAAUUUAUCUACAAGUAAUUACACGAUGCACGUAUGAACGUGCAAGUCCGAACAAAGUUUGCACAGUUAAAUCACUGUGGAAUACGAGUAUAUUAAUAUUUUAUACAUUGCAAAUAAAUUUUGUAUAAUAGUCUAUUUGUAUCUAUUCAGAAUAAGACUUGCUUACUCCUUUCAUUAUCACACUAGGGUUGUUUUACCCCAAGUUCAUGACUAUAUGGAUCUAUUUGUGCACUGUGCUUUGUACAUUCGUUACAUCUCUUUUUUUCAGAGAAUUCGAGAUACAAGUACUUAAGUAUCAUAAUAUAAAAUACAAUUUUCAACUAAACCAUUGUAGAUACUUAAUAAUGCUUAAUAAUUAAAAAUGGUAACCACAAAAGAAAAUAAGAUAGUAUUCACCAAAAUAUACUAAAGAAAAUUAAAACAAGAUCUGUGAUAUUCUAUAUAAGCAAGCUAAUGACUCUUAUUUGUAAUAUCUAACACAAACUCAGUUAGCUAUUAAAAAUAUAACAAGUCACUUUUGAGAUGUGUAUGACUACUAUAUGUCAUAGGAAAGAAAAUAAAAGCA